Annulohypoxylon maeteangense is the source of this 3856-nucleotide messenger RNA. RefSeq lists its product as uncharacterized. The coding region runs from base 272 to 3595 and encodes 1107 amino acids. NCBI's taxonomy places the organism in Eukaryota, Fungi, Ascomycota, Sordariomycetes, Xylariales, Hypoxylaceae. The record is from RefSeq and is a predicted model, not a curated record. The transcript has a single exon.
GUCCAAUAGUCGGCACAUUUUAUCAAAAAAGCCACCCCCAGGCAGGUCGACUUUGCGAGGACCUCAGAGCUACCUGCGUCUGCAUCACGUAGGGGGUUUGCAGAGGACAAGAAACACCUGAAAGGGGGCACCUGCGGACUACGUGCUCGUUUUUAUAAAAAAAAUACGCAACCAGUUCUUGCCCCCCAAAACAGUAUCGUUCCUCUACAAUGCGAAGGAUCAUCUGGUCUGGUGCAACCCAGCUAAAUAGAUUUUAAGAUUGUCGGCAACAAUGAUAGAUGCUAUUCUUUCCCACUCAACUAUGCUCGCUUCUGCCGAAACCGUCUCGCCCGCGGCGUCGACAACCCUUUAUUUCGACCCUCUAAACGAUCAACCUCCACUUGGUAAACCUAUCUAUGGUAGUCCACAGGCUUUUAAGAAACAUAAAAUUCUCCCGCAUCCGAGAAAUAAUCGGCCGACUUCGACAACUAGGAAUCGCCAUUCCCGUGACCUAUCCAUCGAUACGACGUCAAUCCCGGAAUCGCAUGUGAAGCCAGAAGCACCGUCCACCCCGACUGACCCGAAGCACGACGAUAGUCCCAACGUUAAAGUUCCUGGGCCUGCUCUCCCUCCUACGCCACCGGCACACUCUCGUACUUCUUCGGAAAGCCACUCGAUUCGGCCGUCAAGUCCGACCUAUGUCGGUAGUCCGGUGCGAAGUGCUGCAAACACCCCAGUGGACACGACACCGAGAACUCCACCUCACCAGACGAGUCCACCCACGCCAGACGUGACCCCUCCGCAGCCCGAGCGUCGAUCGAGACCCUCUCGCCCCGUUUUAGCAGAUCGCGUCCCAUCUAAGGCCACAGCGGAUUCUCAGGCGGAAUCAUUCACCACAGCACCCGAAAACCUGGAGUCUUCUGAAGAAGACGAUAAACUCCAGUUGACACCUCGACCCAUCCUGACCUCUAGCAAGGCGACCCAGACCGUAGCGAGACGCGUAAUCGACGCAAGACAAAGAAAAGCGGCGGACGUGGGGCUAGGCUUAGGUCUCGAGUCUGACGAUAAUCUUACACCUGGGACGAAACGAGAAUUCUCAGCUUUUGAUGGUGACUGGGGUAAUACUGCCAGCGAAGCUAAGAAGGGAUGUGAUGGUAAACACGAAAGGAAUGCUAGAGUGGAGAAGCGACGUGUCCAAUCUAAGACUAAUGGAUCAAAAGCUGAAGUAGUUGAGGAUGUGACAAUUACUCCGACCAAUGCGACAAAGGCUUUACGAUCGAUGCCCCUAUCUGACCGAUUACAUACGCAACCCUCACCACCUCCGGAAUCUACGAACAGGGAUACGCGUUGGACCGCGCCGUCUACUUCCGAGUCCUCGGUAAGUACUGACGUUAGGCGGUCCUCCGGAAUGUCCUCGAGAUCUACGGUCUCUACGGUCGUAGAGGCUAUUUUAGUCGGGACGCCUCCUCAGAGGCGUAAGACGUUGCGCCAUGUCAGAAAACAACCGGCCCUUAGGGAUUCUAGCUCCGAGAUCUCACCGUCGAGCUCAUCGGCAAAUACGUCCCUUCGCCAGACGGACAGUGCUCAGCGUGCAAGACCUCCUAGGAGGGCUAUCGAUACCACUGUGCGAUCAGAAAGUCUUGCAUCUACCAAUACGGCUUACUCUGUCGCUAGUCGAAAGGCCCGCAAGGAAGUUUGGAAGAACGGAGGAAUUCCCGUAGUUGUCAUUCCUGAUCGCAGAACCUCGAUGAAAGCUACUGAACCACCGUCACUAAGAUCUACGAGUAGUCACCACUCCAAGAGAAGCAAUAGUUUAAGUUCGGCACCGCUAUCAAAUUACUCUAAAGUGAAGGACUUGACACCCUAUUUUGACAAACCGUCUCGAAGAGGUAGAUCAACUUCGGAAUCCGAAGGGUCGGUUCGGGUGGAUGAAUUAACCAUGGACUAUCCUCCAAUCGUUCCUAUGCGUAGAUCUUCUCUUUCGGCACCAACUAGUAGGAAUGGGUCUAGGGCGGGAUCUCGUGCUGGAUCACUGACCGCCGAAAGCUUGAAGGCGCACAAUACUUUCUUGGAGGAAGAGGGCAAACAACAGCACCAACAGCACCAACAGCAGCACCAACCACCACCACAUGUAACAGUGGAACGUGCGCCUCCCGUCGAGUAUAUGAAUACUCCUCCCGAUCAGAGACAACCUGAGCCGGCUCUAUCAGUUGAGUCGCACAAAGAUGCCUCCCAUGACCACAGGCCACUUGUCGAUAAUAACGGGGACCCCUUCUUCGGCAAACGGUUGACAGCGCACAACACCCCAUUUUCUCAGGCAUCUGUCGAGACAAACGGGACUCACUCUGCGGCAGAUAUCUCUGAAGCGAUGGCGGUGAAUAUUUACCCACACCAAAACAAAUCUGUUUUGAUGGUUCAUCAUAUGUCGAAACCCGCCGAUCCUGUUGAUUCUGCAAACGCCCUGCGGAAGCUAGAGCCUCCCCAGAAUGGAAAUGUCGCGGGAACGGGAAAAUUCCUAAACACUCCUAAAAUUAUAGCGAGUGGUCCGGAUGGAGCACCCGCGACACCUCCCCAACCCCAGUUUUCGAUGGACGAUGUAGAUUCCCCUCUAAGAAACCCGCGCGCCCCUCCUGAGCCGCCUGCAAUUAAGUUUAUUCCAGCUACGCCGUCUGGACUUACCCCGACCGCCGAAAAAGAAAAGAUGCUUGGAAACUACUUUGAAGAGACCCAAAAACGACCUUCCCUAGUGCGUCGUGCUUUUAGCCUUCGCAAGAGCUCUGAUAAUGUUCGGCCACCUGGUUUCCUCUCGCGGACUCUGUCUCUCUCGAGGACACUUCGAAAAGACACCACCGAGAAUCACACUAUCGAUAAGAGUAAGGAUGCCAAACCACGCCAGUAUCCAACAAUCGACGACUCGCCACCUGAUGAGUCUAAAUUACACCCAUUCUGGCGACCUACCUUCGAUGAUGAUGACGAAGAAUUCGAUGACUGGGAGCAUGAUAUUCCUCCGGAGGUAGAUACUGUGUAUCGGUACCCGCCAGUCGCUCGCCGCAGAAGUUUGAGCGAACGAAUGAAACGUACAUUUGCCAUCCUUCCGAUAGAGGAUGAAGAUCACUACACAGCUUCCGGCCAGCGCAGCCCAGAACGUCGAACAGUCAAGCGUACGCCGAGUGGUAGACUUCGGGUGAUGAGACACCAUGAUAGCUCUAGUAGUCUUGACUGGGGUAAUCGCCGGUAUUCCCGCGACUACGAGUCCGAAGGACGACCAUCAACUGCUCCUGACGAUUCAAAUCGACGCGUUUGGGGCAUCGAGAAACGUGUGGACGAUAGAGGACGCAGGCUUUUCCCUAGUUGGCAGGACAAGCUAGAACAGUAUCGACCGCAGAAUCUUCAGCGCAGAUUGAGUGAGCAUCGCCGACAGAAGCGUACCGAGGUUCUCCGACAAAAGAUUAGUGGGCCGCGCGAAGUCCGCGAUGGCGUAGGCGAGGUCAUCAAGCGCAACAGUUAUAAGGGUCCUUCUUAUCAGACUGCAUCGAAUAUCCAAUCUUCAGCAAACGGCAAGACAUACUACCAACAACCGGAAAUACAUCGACGCCGGGGACCUAUCCGAGUCUAGUUACAUUGCGAUUUCUGGAUUUUGUUCUGAAUUAUAUUCGUAUAGGUUCUAUUGAUGGACGACUUUGUCUUGCGACUAAGUGUAGUGUUUGACUGAUGACUUUCCAUACUCCCGUUAUCAUCAUCGCCAUGAUUACUACUAAACACCUACCACAACUAACAACAAUUCCACCCCCCUUAACGACCUGUCAUUUACCCCCUGAUGAUGCAUACGAGCUACGAUAAAAACGACCUUACAUAUUCCCCCACAUCACGACUUGAG